Panonychus citri (citrus red mite) is the source of this 778-nucleotide messenger RNA. RefSeq names its product cystein proteinase inhibitor protein salarin-like. The coding region runs from base 295 to 612 and encodes 105 amino acids. Lineage: Eukaryota; Metazoa; Arthropoda; Arachnida; Trombidiformes; Tetranychidae. The record is from RefSeq and is a predicted model, not a curated record. The transcript has 3 exons.
AUUGUGUCUUUUUCUCUUUUGCCGAUUCCAAAUUAUCUUCGUUUUUUUUUGAUCGUAACUUUUACUUUCUUAAUUUGUUUGUUAAUCUCCAUCUCGAAAUCUUUUUGCAUUCCAAGUCCAAUCUCGUUGAUUUGUUUGGUAAAUUUUGAAAGAUCGAUUACUAAAACUACACAUGUCCUCGACUAUGCGCAAUUGUUUUGUUUACUAUUGUGAGAAGACAUUCAUUUAUCAUAGACUACGAUUCAUAGUUAAUCAAAUUCCCGUCAAUUAAAAAUCGUAAUAAUUACAAGCAAAAUGAUUAAACGGUUUGUUUCAUCGGUUUGGCAAAGAAGGACUUGUAGCAGCUCAAGUUGUUCCCUCGACAAAGAAUGGGAAUCAUUCAAAGCCAAGUACAAUAAAGUUUAUGGUUCUUCAGCAGAAGAAUCAUAUCGAAAAUCAAUUUUCGUAGCGACAUUGGAAAAAGUCAAUGCCCACAACCGAGAAGCUGACAAUGGAGUCCACGCUCACCGAGUGGGAAUCAACCAUUUCGCUGACUUGACACAAGAGGAAUUCGAAGCUAAUUAUCUUGGUUUCAGGGGACGCACUAAAAGCCCCAACGAAGAAAAGUCUUAAUAUAAUAUUUACCUUCUUCGGCCACUUAUGUGAAAAAAUCGAUCAUUACGGACAAAGAAAAAACCCUGAGAAAAGAAGAAUCAAUUCUCUUUCGCCAAAACUUUUUACCAAAUUAAUUGUAAUGAUUGGUACGGUGGUGUGAUGAUUGUUAUAACACUAUAUAUAA